AUGGCCUUCAGCGUUUCCAAUAUCUCGAAUGCAUCCAUAUCAAGUUACUCUCGUUCAUACCAGCAUUCGCACACCAGACGUAGUCUCCAGCUUUCCAUAACAGUGAUAAGGCUCGUUCUAAUCGCCGUGCUGGUUGGCGUUUGUGCCGCUUCCCCCGUCGCCCGGGCCUCUGGCGAUGCCAGCAGUAUUCCGAAACAAUCCCAAACGUCCUUUGGUGACAGAAUCCUUAAGCAUUUCAAUGUAGGUCCUAAAGAGGUGGUGGUCGGAUACGCGUGGGUGAAAGCAGGAGCGACAACAAGAGUGUCUCCCAAGGAGAUCCUUGAAGUCGAGAUCUCCGACGUGGAAAGUUGGGCAGGCUCUCAUGCCGCAGACUCUGAUACUGGAUCGUCGAAAGAACCGGGUCAGAAUGCAGCUCGGAAAGCACUCGAAAGACUGGAAAUUUUACUCAAGUCACUAGAAAAAAUCAAUACCAUAAAAUACAACUAUUUUUUCCCAAGCCCCAAUUACUUCGAUGACCUUGUUCCCCUUGGUAAAGGAUGGGCUCAACUUAGGAAAUUGAAUAAACUCGACAUGGUGUACAUCCCCGAAACCGUCGAUACGAAACACAAGAUGAUCAAAAAGCAUAUCGAGAGUCACAAAGACAAAAAAGCAAAACUCUCAGCAGUCACCGUCCUUGCUGAACUAGGUGGAGGACACUACGUACUUCUCGUUCCAUCUUCGGGAAAAUUCAGAUUUGAAGUGUCCUUUGAGGUCAAGGCAACGGACCUACCUGCUGCUCGUUGGGAGGCUCUGGACGGGGUGAAGAAACAACAGAAGUUGCAGCGUGGCAUUCCCAAACAGUUCUUUUGA
Lentinula edodes (shiitake mushroom) is the source of this 849-nucleotide messenger RNA. RefSeq lists its product as uncharacterized. The record is from RefSeq and is a predicted model, not a curated record. NCBI's taxonomy places the organism in Eukaryota, Fungi, Basidiomycota, Agaricomycetes, Agaricales, Omphalotaceae. The transcript has 5 exons. The coding region runs from base 1 to 849 and encodes 282 amino acids.